Messenger RNA from Colletotrichum graminicola M1.001, 1350 nucleotides. RefSeq names its product FAD binding domain-containing protein. Lineage: Eukaryota; Fungi; Ascomycota; Sordariomycetes; Glomerellales; Glomerellaceae. The record is from RefSeq and is a predicted model, not a curated record. The coding region runs from base 1 to 1350 and encodes 449 amino acids. The transcript is spliced from 2 exons. Gene Ontology annotation, molecular function: FAD binding.
AUGACCAACGAAUCUUUCCGGGUAAUAAUCAUCGGAGGCGGCCCCAGCGGCAUCACAGCUGCGUACGCCCUCUACCAUGCCGGAAUCGACUUUGUUCUUCUCGAGCGCAGAAACGAAGUGGCCGAAGAUCAAGGAGCAAGCUUGGUUCUAAGCCCCUCAAGUUUGCGCGUAUUUCAUCAAUUCGGUAUCCUCGACCAGCUCUUGGAAAUCGGGGGCAAGAUCAAAAUAAACAAGGCCUUUACAGUUGACGGUCAACGUUUUAUGCAUGCCGAUGCGUAUGGACUUCUGAAAGACCACCACGGCAUAGAACCAUUGGCGUUCCACAGGGCACACCUUGUCCAGGCACUAUACGACAACCUUCCUGAGGCUGCAAAGCUACGCUACAUCACAGGGAAGAAGCUCGCCAGCAUUACAUCCACAGAAACCGGUGUAACAGUGACCUGUGUUGAUGGCUCAUCCUACACAGGCUCUAUUGUAAUAGGCGCCGACGGCGUGCACUCAAUGGUCCGACAAGAAAUGCGCCGCCUCGCAAUUAAGAGCAAUCCGUCGUACGAGACAACGUGGGACUCGGUUAAGCCGUACAAGACGAAUUACGUCUGCGCAUGGGCCUCGUUUCCUCGCCCAUCCGAGCCGGGUCUAAAUCACGAGACACACAGCACUGAUAGGUCCAUAAUGUACAUCACAGGCAAAGAGCGUGGCUGGAUUUUCCUCUACAAAAAGCUGACCAGCUCGACUACGGAUCGGAUUACUCUGAGCAGCGAUGAAGUUGACGACUUUGCAAAAGAGUUCAUGGACUGGCCGAUCGCGGAGAAUUUGAAGGUCAAGGACGUCUGGGAGGAACGCUAUAGUGCCGGCGGUGCGGGCCUUGAGGAGGGUGUCUGCGGUAAUUGGAGCUGGAACGGUAGGGUUGUCCUUGUUGGCGAUGCCGCGCACAAGUUCACACCCAACGCAGGCCUUGGAUUCAACAAUGGCAUUCAAGACGUUGUCGCUCUUUCCAAUAAGCUGCACAGAUUCGUUUCAGCCCCCAGCAGAAGCCCGUUGGACUUUGCGACGUUGGAAAGCCGGCUGAAGGAGUACCAAAGCGAGAGACGGGAGACGCUGAUGUCGGAUCUGGACCACUCUGCUCUUGUGACCAGGAUGCAUGCCUGGUCCUCAACAUGGACAUGGAUUAUGGCAAGGUACGUUAUGUCAUGGAGCUUCAUGCAAAGGAUGUUCAUCACAUACGUUCUUUCACCCAAGAUCCAAAGGAUCGGAGUAAUCGACUUUCUACCAACCUCGGAACCAUUCGAAGGGACGUUCAAGUGGCAGCAUCCGUUGUCUAAGAACGCCCCGAAUGAUCCAACUAUAUAG